Messenger RNA from Polyodon spathula (Mississippi paddlefish), 7451 nucleotides. It is a transcript of the gene ttc3, whose product is annotated as tetratricopeptide repeat domain 3. The transcript is spliced from 48 exons. The record is from RefSeq and is a predicted model, not a curated record. The coding region runs from base 236 to 6196 and encodes 1986 amino acids. Gene Ontology annotation, molecular function: protein binding. Lineage: Eukaryota; Metazoa; Chordata; Actinopteri; Acipenseriformes; Polyodontidae.
GAGCCUUGACGCCCGCUCGCCGGAUAUGAGCACUUCUUUUUGUUUACUGAGAUCGUGGAGUUGACUUUGUUAGGCCUCGACACUUCUGAAACUAUUAUUCAUAGGAAAACUCAACCAACGCAGGAGCAGAGGAAUGAACCACAGAAGGGGCAGUCCUUGAUCUUGAUUCCAGAACAGAAUUGACUUUCAAGCGUUGCGACUGGACACAUUUAAAAAAACAAACUGAUCUGCAAAAAUGUGCGAUUCCGACUCUGAGACAGAUGAUCUUCCACACGCCAUGGGCAUAAGGAGGCCCUGGGACAAACAUGAACAUCUUAGCUGUCCUAAAAAAAAAAAUAAUAUUUGUGAAUAUUGGAGCCUUAUCUCGCCAACUGUGAAAAAGGAGACGUGCCAAGUAAUGAAUAUCUGCAUCUUUUGGCCUAUAUUGUUUAAACCAUGUGUGAAUUCCUAUAAAACUCAAUGGGCAAUAGAAACGGGAUUGAUAAAUACCAAUUUGAAGACUGAAUUGAAUCUGAAAAGUCUGUACAAAAUUGAAGUAAUGGAAACAAUCCUUCAGGCCUUGGCAAAAGGAAUUAUGUCCCAAACAUUAGUCGAACGCUUAAUAAGGAUAGGGGAUAAUUUCCUCCAAAGCUAUGAUUGUGUUGAUGACGCCAUUGAUUGGAUGGAGAGAGCAGGGGAACCUGGAAUCUCAGGAAUUCUCUCAAGACUUGGAACAAAACAUACGCGGAUGGAAACCCUGAGGUUUAUGUAUUGUGAAUAUAUCCAUUUUAUGGAGCUGACGGUCAACGGUGUGAAUUUGGUUUUGGAGUUUGAAAGUCCAGCUUAUGAGUGGGUUGUAAAGAAAAGUGAAGAAAUGAAAAAGAAAGGAAAUGACCAAUAUCAGAAAAGAAAAUAUGACUCUGCAAUAAAGUGGUACACAAAAGCUAUUAAAUACCGCCCAGAGAAUCAUAUUCUUUAUGGCAAUAGGGCUAUUUGUUUCAUUCGCUGUGACAAAAAACAAAAAGCCCUUGGUGAUGGAAAAAGAGCCACCAUAUUAAAACCUAACUGGCCCAAGGGGCAUUAUCGUUUCUGUGAAGCAUUAUUCUUACUGGAUGAGCACCAGCGAGCUUUGGAAGCCAAUGCAAAAGCACAGGAUCUGUGCAGAGAUAACCCUGAAGGGAUCUUGGAUCUAUGUCAACAGAACAAGAGAUUCAGAACAGAAAUGGAAAAUUUAGGUAAAGCUGCUGAAAAAACUAAAAGAGGGUUAAAGGGAGAUUUCAGUAAAAAACCGGAAACCGUUGAAACAGAAGCACUGCACGAUACAAAGGAAACAGACAGCAAACCGGAGAACAGCAACAACGUUUCAGAGAGCAAAGAAAAUAAAGAUACAGCCGAAACUGGCGACAUUGCAGGUAAAACAGAGGACAGCGUUCCAGAGAACUCCUCCAAGUCUGUCAAGGAGACAAUAAGUGACAUGCCAGGAAUACAAAGUCGAAACAUGGGAGAGAGGACACCAGAAAAAAAGAAGCCACAAAACGGAACCCAGAAACCUGUGGCAAAGACUUCAUCAGGCUCGGGUCGCGGAGAUGUGAAUAACAUGCUGAAUUCCCUCAUUCUUGACGGACGCAAAGCCCUGGCAGAGCGUCACUAUCGCAACGCUGAACAAGCUUUUGCAAAAGCACUCGGUUUACUAGAUUUGACAUCACUAAAGGAACUCAAUCUCUCUUCAGUGGAUUAUGGUAUUCUGAUAUAUGAUUAUGCCAGUGCCUUGUGGGAAGUUGGACAACCUGAGGAUUUGGCAGCAGCUAAAAAUCAUUUUAACAAAAUAAAAGCCUGCUUUCCUAAAGACAGUCGCUUUCAGAGUCUGGCCUGCUAUGGAUUAGGGAAGGUGUAUUUUAAAGAGAACAGGUUUUCAGAAGCUCUGGAUCAGUUAAAAAAAUCUCUUGCCCUGGCAAAUUUGCAAACUACACCUGCCAUAUUGACUUGCCCCCCAUCAAGGCCUAAUGUGGAUAAUCAGAUUGAAAGUUUAAAGCGCAUUAUGGAGGUGUACAUUGAGCUGUGCACGUUCCCUCCACAGCCUGACGCAGUGUGCCGCUAUCAGCAAUGCCAAGUGAAUUCCAAAAUCCAGAUCUUCUUCACGGAUCCUGAUUUUAAGGGAUUUAUCCGAGUACAGUGUUGCCAGAAGUGUUGUGUAGAGUAUCACAUCAGCUGCUGGAAAAAGAUAAAAGCAUCAGUAUUCAACGAUAAAAAUGAGAGGGAUUUUCUGCAGGAAACGUGUUUUACUCCUGACUGUGGUGGUAAAAUUUCAAAAAUUAUAAUCUAUGCUUCAACAGGAUUACUUAAAUGUGAGUUAGAAACUAAUAUUCGGAAAGUCAAUACAACACCAAAGCUGAUUGUUAAACAGAAAUGUACAAGCAUUAAGAAACUGAAAUCUAAAGAAGAUCGCAAGUUAAGACGAACGCAACGAAGAAAAGAGGCAUUGGAAGCCAUUAAAGAGAAACAAAGCCAUGAAUCAAAGACAGAAAAUGACUGUUCUAAAGCAGAUUCCCGCAGUAAAGCUGUUCAGCAGACCUGGAUGAUCUACGGGGAUCACAUCCUGCAGCAGAUUAUUGAGAACAAAGAACUUUUGAAAGAGGGGGUACAGGACAUCUCUAACAUGAAUAAAUAUCUGGAGCCUUGGACUGCAAGGAACAAGGAGAAAAACACAUUCUCCAUAAAUAAUGCAGAACUGCCUGUAGCUAUGGGAGACCUUGUGGAUUUGCUGGGGCAGAGAAAGAACAGGGUAUUAACAAGAGUGUUCAUUGAAGCACUAAGCAAAUGUGAAGAUAUCAUCCCGAAGCUGCAAGACUGGACACAAAGGCUUAAUAAUGCAGGUUUGAAAGCAGCAGAGGCGUUCAUUACCCGGUACUCGGAGCAUCUAGAAGAGCAGGACCUCAGUCCACUUUUGGAUUUCUAUCCCUUUAUGGAAUUUUUGACAGAAAAAUUUGGAACUAAACCGGUGUUUUUGAACUCGGGCACCUGUGCUCUUGUGGAUUAUAUAAAGCAGGCCCCUCAACAGGAAAUGCGUCUCUUUAUUUGGUCCCUUGAACACAACGUGGAAAUAUUCCCCUCCCUCCAACACAUUCUCAAUGAAUAUUUUGAAGUAAUGGAUGCCUCCUGUACUGUGUUAAAAAAGCAAGACAAUGAAGAUCUAUCUAAUAAAGGUAUUCAAGGUAAAAACAGGAAUCGAAAAAAGAAGCUGAAAGAAUCAAAGCCUGUUUAUAUUCUGUCUGGAACGGUUGGUGGGACGCACAGAGAGGAAGAUGAGGAUGAUAUAUUCACUGAAGAAGACACUCUGAGUUUUCUCUGCUCUCAAGAUCUUUUUAUGGUUCCUGAGCAUCUUCGUGAUCAGCUAACAGAAUUUGAAGUGCAAUAUAACCAAGCUCCUCGCAGCAGCCAUUACAGAAGAAUUUUGGACAAUAACCCAGAUCCAUCACGAGAGAGUUUGUAUGACUAUUUUUCUCAGAUUCUGGAAGAGCACGGCCCAAUGGAGAUUGAUAACCAGUUGCUGGUGGGUGAAUUUGAAAACUUCCCCGGAGAGACAAAGGAAAUGGUAGCGAAUGCUGGAGGACUGAAAUCUUUUCUUCUGGAAUCGUUGAGGUUCGUCAUGAUAAACGAUCUGAUUGGACUGAUGAAACAUGCUGUUUCUCUUAAAGAGCAAGCCGCGGACUCACCUUGGGCAGCAGGUGACUAUAUCAACGACGGGAAUAAGCUCUCAGACAGUGUGCCUGGCAAUGACUGGGAGCACUAUAACCAUCAGAGAGUUCAACUAAACCCUUCUGCUGAAGAAUUUAAACCCUUAUCUAUAAACCACAAUGACUUUUUAUCUUAUACCCCAAAUAACAUGUUGCCGACACAGACUCAGCUGCUCUCGGAUUAUGGAUUUUCAUCAACCGAUUCUUUUUCUGGUUUGAAAAUGGCUUUGCCUGAAACUGACCCAUUUGGAUUAAUACACUUCUCUCCAUUAGAAACUGCAUUCGCUUCAGUAACACAUUCACAAUUAUCUGAUGAUCUGGAUUGUACAAUGUCUCAUAAUUCUAAUAUAGUUAUUGGUAAUUCUGGUAAAGGUAGUAUUGGUAUAUUCAAUAGGGUGUAUGAUCCUGAAAGGACAGACAGCUUGAAAACUAGUGCUCAAAAUUCACCAUUUUACGUUGGAAUUGCUAAGGAUACAACUUCAGAGCCAUUUAUGGCAUCAUGCAUAUAUGAUGAAGUUGGUCCUGAAUCUGAGAAUUCUAAGAAGAAGAAGAAGAAAAAAAUUAAAUAUUCUGAACCUGUUUUUAUGAAGGCUAUAGGUGUGCAGGUUUAUCACGAAACUACAGAACAGGAAGUCAAUACCGAUCCUUUUAACCCUUUUGAAACUCAGCAAGGGGACAUUAUUCGAAACGAAAAGGAGCUCAUAGUCCUACGAGAACAACUGAAGGAAGUCGAAGAGAAAUACGAACAGCGCGACGACAAAGAGAUUAAUGCACUUGAGAGAGAAGUGAAGGAAAUAAAUCAGACAAUAGAGAUAACAAAAACAGAACUGAACUUGUUUCGGCAGAAACUAGAAAGUGAUGUGAAGAAGGCCCAACAGGAAAAGCGAGAACACCAGGAGUCAUUUAAAACACUCAAGAAUAAAAUCAAAUCUCUCAAUGAAGCCAGUGAGACGUCCUUGAGAAACAUUGAAGAAAAGAAGCAGGAAUAUGAGAAGCACUUUAAUAAGUUCCUUGAAUUAAGCAACCAAUCAGCAGCUGAGAAGAUGAAGUUGGAGGAACUGCUUGCGCAGAAAGAAGAGUCAAUCAAAGAGACUGUUGAAAGAGCAAGGGCAGCAGAGGUCACUUUGCUUGAGAAUCAACGCAGUGGCAGCCUAAAUUCACUGUACAAAGUUGCUUCGAAAGGAGAAGUAAUGAUAAAGAACCUGAAACAACUGGCAGCUGGAACCUCCUCUCCAACUUUGUUUCUACCUGCCAUUGAUGCCUGGCAAGCAUUGCUCUCAGACAUAGAGAGGAAAAUAAGAACUGCAGAAUCGCAGUAUGAGGAAAGAAUUGAGAUGGUGAAAAAAGGUUCCAAACUAAGCAGUAUUGCACCAGUGUGUGUUCCAAAACUUCCUCCCAUCCCUUCUCUACCUAUGCCGUUUUAUCCUUUCCCUGCACCACAUGUUCUAGCAUCAGCUGUGCCUUUCCACCCCAACUUUGCAGUGCCGCCCCCCCCUUUCUUUACCCCUCGGCAAGGCUCUGCACCAGCCAUGCAGCCUGUCAUUUACUCCCCAAGCAGAGCGCAAACCCAAGACCAGCUGGACUCCUCACAGUUAAACUCGGGCUCAAACAGCAUGCCUCGUCCUGGAGACCAUGUAGUAAUGUCCAACAGGCCCUUUAUUAAUGACCCGGCUGUUCUGCAUGUGUCAUCCCUGGUUCGGCACUCUGGGAACAUGCAGCAGGGAGAGCAGAAUCAAGCUUCAAGAGCCAGCCCCAGAGCCAGCCCCAGCCCCAGAGCCAGUCCCAGUCCUGUCCCUUCCGAGGUGACGGUAGGGAAGCCUCGGCAAGAGCGUACCCCAGUAAAGCAGGCGUCUGCAAUGCCUGAUGUUGAGAGUUCAAGACCCGCUCCACAACAGCAGCAGAAGAACACUUUUGAGAAGAUUAUUGAUAGACUGAUUGCCAUGUUUCCGCAUUAUACCAGGUCUACCCUGACAGUUUUCAUUAAGGACAUUCGUACUGGAAAUGGAGGAAGUCUUAAUGCGUUGUCCUACGAAGAAAUCAUCAACAGGGUGGCUCAACGCAUCUUGGACCAUCAAGACAACACUCGAGUAAGAAUUCUCGAACAGAUCCAACAUGACAAUGUGUCUCGCACAACACCAACAAAGCCUCCUUCCAAAUGUACUUCUCCAGCUCCAAACAGGGGCUCAAACACACCGGCCCCUACACAUGCGUGGAGACCUGUGGCAUCGCUCAGCAAGUCGCAGUGGCAGAAAAACAAAGCAUUGUAUGCUGAGGAUCCCUGCAUUAUUUGUCAUGAAGAAAUGUCCCAGGAAGACCUUUGCGUUCUCGAGUGCAGACACAGCUUUCAUGGAGAGUGUAUCAAGGCCUGGCUGAAGGAGCAGAGCACCUGUCCUACUUGCCGAGUUCACGCCCUCCUCCCAGAAGACUUCCCCGUCCUCCCUGGGAGACGCCGACUAGCCAACGUCUCCGCGUCCUCCUCGUGAAGCUGUGGAAAGAGUUUCCCCGCUGAGAAGCAGCAUUCUUAAUGGGGGAAGGAAAUAUACUCAUUCGGGUGAUUUUUUAAAUUUCAGCUUUUAUAACCUAAAGCCUGUUAUCACUGAUGGUGGUGGUCAGUUUGAAGCAAGGGUGUUGCAGUUUAUUAGCAUCACAAGGAACGGGGAAAAACAGUAUUUUGGGCAACAAUCGUUGAGCUGCUGUACUGCAGCUGUCCCUUGAAACGUUGUGGCAGUAUUGAACUUCAUUUCAAGAGGAAUAGUUUUUAUAUGUGAACUAGAAUUUAUGCAACCAAUUAACGUUAUUGUAUCUUUUUACUUUUAAUUCUGAAAUUAAGCCUGUGGUUAAUUUGUCAGUGUUCACCUAUUUUUAUUUGCCUCCAUAGUGAUUCAAAUUCUGUUUUCUAAAGCCUGUUUUUAAAUAAAGUUCAAAAACACUAGACAGCAGCCUAUAUAAAACUUCAAUCAUACUUCUAUUAUUACUAUUACUAAAAAGCUUUUGUGAAUAGGGCUCAGGGUUCAGUAGAAAAAGGUUUUCAGGCCUGCUGCUUUGUGUAAUGAUGCAAGCAGGACCUGACAGGUUUUGUGAUCUACUGUUCAACACUGGAUACCUGUUGGCUAACAAGUGAAUAAUCGCACAAUUGGGAGAGUCUGGUGUGAUCAGAUGGGUGGAUCCUACUGGAAACUCUGAUUUUUUUUUUUCCUUAGUUUUGGUCUGUUUAUUUUUAAUGCUUUUGGUGCAGGAUGACUGGUAUAACUAUUUUAUAUUAACCUCCAGUGAUCAAGUGUUGUUUUAUCCCCCAAACACAAAUUUAAAUGUAAAGUUCCAAUCAUUGCUAGUUAGAAAUCCUUCACAUGUUUGAGAAACAUUUUACCUUCAUGAUGUGAAUUGAUUUCUGUAUGAAACGCAGGAAGCUUUGCCUUAAAAUUCAAGUGAUUUUUGCAGGCAGUGGCUAUUAACUGCAACUGUUAUACAUUUAGCAAAAUACUUUGGUUUUGUUGAUGUGCAACUGAUUUCUUCUAAUGUAAAAUGGUUGAAUUGAGUGAAGGGAAGAUUGUGAUUGUGAUGAUGGUUCCCAUCAUUAAAGGGGGAUUAACAGAAUAAAGCCUCUUAUUUUUUUUCCAUACAUUUUCUUUGGGCAACACUUAAUUUCUGGAUCAUUUAUUGUUAGUUAGAGGUUUUCUUUUUUUCUACCUAUCACCUUAUUUCUAUUUGUUAAUCACAUUAAAGCUAAUUUUGCAUGAA